AUGAGCUGGUAUAUCAAGAAAUUAUUGAGGCUGAGACAUAGUAUAGAUGAGGGAAGCUUGUUGCUAGCUGUUAAGGGAGGUAAAUUUCACAGUAAACACUUCUAUUCCUCUCUUAUUUCUGUGCAUUCUGUGGGCUAUGCUAAGACAGUUUGGAACAAGCUUAUUUUGCCAAAACACAGGUUUAUUUACUGGCAGAUUUUUAAUAACCAGCUGCUUACUAGAGACCACUUGUGCCGAUUCAUGAAUAUUUCUUCUGCUUUCUGCCCUGUGUGUGAAUCCGGCUUGGAAUCCCAUAUCCACCUGUUCAUGGAGUGUGUUUAUUCCAGGAAAGUGUUUGAUGAAGUAGGUAGAUGGCUGGGUUUCUUCCAUUGGCCUGAAUCUUGUGAGGAGCUUACCCAUUGGUGCUUAUUGGCUAAGCAUAACUUGAAGAACCAGAUAAUUAAUGCAGUCAUUUCAGCCGCAUGGUAUUUCAUUUGGUGCAACAGAAAUAGAUGUAUUUUUGAGUCAGUUUGUAAAAUGGCCAGCAGCAUUAGUUUGGAAAUUAAAGAUGUUGUUAAGUAUAGAGUUUUGAGUUUGGGUUCUGUUUCUCAUAGAAAAAGGGAUGUAUAUUUACGCAAGGUUGUAGAAAGCUGGUAG
Molecule: messenger RNA, 636 nt
Organism: Humulus lupulus (European hop)
Lineage: Eukaryota; Viridiplantae; Streptophyta; Magnoliopsida; Rosales; Cannabaceae
Exons: 1
Coding region: 1-636 (211 amino acids)
Source: RefSeq, a predicted model, not a curated record